AUGGUUGAAGCUGUGAUUUUGGUUGAAGACAUGGACAGUGAUUUCAGGUUAAGUUUUGGACGGUUGAAGUUGUGGACAGUUAUUUCGGUUGAAGUUGUGGGCGAUAAUUCAGUUGAAGUUGUGGAUAUUAUUUCGAUUGAAGUUGUGGGCGAUAAUUCAGUUGAAGUUGUGGAUAUUGCAGUCGGUGAUUUGGUUGUGGAUGUUGAAUGGUUAUUUUUAAGUUUUGGACGGCGAUUUUGGUUGAAGUUGUGGAUGAUUAAAGUUGUAGACAGUGAAAUUGUGGGCGAUGAUUCAGUUAAAGUUGUGGCUGUUGAAGUUGUUGAAGAUGCAGUCGAUGGUGAUUUUGGUUUUAAGUUGUGGGUGAUGAUUUCGAUUGAAACAAUGAUUUUGAUUGAAGUUAUGGAUGGUGAUUUCGAACAAAUUGCAGUUGGUGAUUUCGGUUUUAAGUUAUGGACGGUGAUUUUGAUUGAAGUGAUUUCGGAUGAAGUU
Racocetra persica is the source of this 489-nucleotide messenger RNA. Lineage: Eukaryota; Fungi; Glomeromycota; Glomeromycetes; Diversisporales; Gigasporaceae. The record is from the annotation of a GenBank genome assembly.